CUGACGCACACUGGCACAGGGAGACUGGCACCAUGCCGUACUAACCUCUCAGUGGACAAUUAAACAGGAAGAGAGGAGGUACAGGCUCAUUCACACAGGCAAAGUCACUCAUUGGCGAAGUCAUUGGGAUUGUGACGAGACAGCCACACACGAGCUCUAUGUAAAGACCCAGAGACCUCCUACAGAAAAUACCAUUACACAUGCAUACAGUACGCUCAAAUGGACCGUUUUGUUGGUCGGUGUGAAAACCAAUGUGACCAUUGAAAAUAAAGACAAAUUGUCAAGCCUUGGAAAGAUUGUAAGGAAAAAAAAACAGCUGAAUUGGAUAUUUCACUUUUACAUAUUGAGUGAAGACUGCUGACUUUUUCUCUUCAUAUUGAGUGCUCCAGUGAAUUUCACGUCUUCAACAUCAAAACUUCAAUCAAAGGAGGUACUUCUGGAGGUGAGGAUGAACGGCAGCCAAUCAAACCUGUCUCUGAAGUGUGUGCGUGACACCAGUGUGACGGCGGUGGUCUUCCCCUGUCUCUACAGCGCCCUCUUCCUGUUUGCACUGGUACUCAACUGCCUGGCUGCAUGGAUCUUCUUCAACAUCCGUAGCACCACCACCUUCGUGGUCUACCUGAAGAACGUAGUGGUGGCAGACCUGCUGAUGACUCUGUCCAUCCCAGUGAAGGUCCUCGCGGACGCCGACGUGGGCUCCUGGCGUCUGCGUGUGUUCUACUGUCGCUACUCUGCCGUCCUCUUCUACACCACCAUGUACAUCAGCAUCCUGCUCCUGGGGCUCAUCAGCCUGGACCGUUACCUCAAGAUCGUCAGGCCCUUUGGGAAGUGCGCCCUCCAGAGGGUCGGGCUGGGACAGGCUUUGAGUGCGGCCGUCUGGGCUGUGAUGGUUUCUCUGGCUCUGCCCAAUGCCGUUCUGAGUGACCGCACACCGCUGCUCUCUGGUGGCCGGCUGAAGUGUACCUCUCUAAAGGGUCAGGCCGGCAUGCUGUGGCACGAGGGCUUCAACUACUUCUGCCAAGUGGUGUUUUGGGGAACACUGGCUCUGAUGCUGUUGUGUUACACCUUCAUCAGUCGUAAAGUCUACGAGUCCUACAAAGCCUCGCGUAGUGGCUCCAAAGCGGCCAGCCGUAGGACCAAGGCCAAAGUCUUUGUGGUGGUGGGGGUGUUUUUCGUUUGUUUCGCACCUUUUCAUUUCGCCAGGGUGCCCUACACUCUCACCCAGACCCGAAACAUAGACAACCAUUGUCGGGCGCAAAACGCACUCUACAUUGCUAAGGAGACCACUCUCUGGCUGUCUGCCACUAACGUGUGUCUGGACCCGCUGAUCUAUGUUUUCCUGUGCAGGGUGUUCCGGAAAAGAUUGACUGCCACACUCAACCGCAAGCCCCUCCCCCAGGGCGGUUUGGAGUUGCCCACGGCAACCUCCACUCAGCUGGAGAUACCACAGAUGGUACAUAACAGAAUGUUGGAUGUCAGUUUGGCCUAGAAGCACAACGGACAUGUUUUUUCCCCUAGCUCUGUUAAAUUGUAAAUAUAUUUUGGCCUGUGACCAGAGUAAAGCCCUCAAAUCAUUUCUGGAUAAGUGGCUCUGUUACUAAGACAUCACCUCUGUGAUAGCCCGUGUGUGACGAGUAUUUUGGAACAAAACGGCUGGUGUUACAUCAGAUAACCAAACUGCAGCAGGGCUUUCAAAAUAUCAUGUGUACGAGACACAAGAGUCAACCCAGGCUAAUGUGUCGGUCUCUAAUGAUCGCAAAGUCAUCCUGUCUUUUUUUCUCAGUGUAAUUUACUGUCAGCUCUCACUUCCCUUUCCCUAAUCUUCGCCAAAAAAUACUUUCCUUCUCCUUCAUUUCACCAGAAAGGAAAACAACUUGACUGAGUGCUCUUAGAUAAUGUGAGUGUGACAAUGUAACAUACACGCUUACGAAAUGGUAUGUUGUUUGUGUGUAUAGUAUAGGGUGAUGCAGUCUUUACAUGUUGUUGGAAAGCAAGACAAAAGCACAGUAUCUCAGACAUCUCAUGCAAAUACACUAUAUGUACAGAAAUAUGUGGACACCACUUCAAAUUAAUAGAUUCAUCUAUUUCAGCCACACCCGUUGCUGACAGCCAUGCAUUCUCCAUAGACAAACAUUGGCAGUGGAAUGGCCUUACUGAAGAGCUCUGUGAUUUUCAACGUGGCACCGUCAUAGGAGGACACCUUUCCAACAAAUCAGUUCGUCAAGUUUCUGCCUUGCUAGAGCUGCCUACUGUAAAUGCUGUUAUUGUGAAGUGGAA
Molecule: messenger RNA, 2277 nt
Organism: Salmo salar (Atlantic salmon)
Lineage: Eukaryota; Metazoa; Chordata; Actinopteri; Salmoniformes; Salmonidae
Product: P2Y purinoceptor 13
Biological process (GO): negative regulation of adenylate cyclase activity; G protein-coupled receptor signaling pathway
Cellular component (GO): membrane
Molecular function (GO): G protein-coupled purinergic nucleotide receptor activity
Source: RefSeq, a predicted model, not a curated record